Molecule: messenger RNA, 1820 nt
Organism: Yamadazyma tenuis ATCC 10573
Lineage: Eukaryota; Fungi; Ascomycota; Pichiomycetes; Serinales; Debaryomycetaceae
Source: RefSeq, a predicted model, not a curated record
GCAUUGUUUACUUGUCACCACAACCUAUACAAAAUGACAACAUUUCGAGACCAUAGAGAUGUUCAGACCCAAAUGCGAGGUAGGAAGAAAGAUCCUAUUGAACAAUUCAUUGGCUCGCCCCAAAUCCUUCUCGAUAACAGUUUAUCACAGCUUAGGUACAUGAUUUUAAUAGAGGGGCUAUCUAUCCCACCAGGAUAUGAUCUGUGUCCUUACAGACAAAGUGUAUGGACCAUAUUAAAUCGAGUAGCUGCAUUUCCUACCAAGGACUAUAUGUCUCUUGUUUCCCAGGCGUCAGCUUCUUUGGAUGAAGAUGUUCUUCAAAAAAUCACAAAUGAUACAUUUAGAACCUUGAUGCAUGAUAAAGCCUUCCACCUGAAAGUUCUGGAACCAGCCCUAAUAAGAAUAUUGUCCGCUAUAGCUGUCACUUCCAACAAUGGUUCAUCGGGAUAUGUUCAAGGCUUGAAUGUUCUUUUGGCCCCCAUUGCAUACACUUGUCACAAAUCUGAACCCCAAGCAUUUGCAAUUUUGCAUCAUUUGAUAACUAAACAAAUCCCACUAUAUGUCACACCAAACUUGGACGGGGUUCAUACUGGACUAUCGUUGGUGGAUAUGGUACUUCAGAUAAUUGACCCGGCGUUGAGUGAGUUUUUUGACUCCAAGUUCUUGAAGGCUGAAAUCUACGCAUUCCCAUCAGUUUUGACGCUAAGUGCCUGUACUCCUCCAUUACUGUCAGUCUUGAAAUUGUGGGACUUUUUAUUUGCAUAUGGUCCACACAUGAAUAUUCUAUUCAUAGUGGCUCAACUAAUCAACAAUAGGUCAAGUUUGUUGGCAUCUUCCCAACCCAUGGAACUUCUCAGGAAAUUCCCACCACUAGAAGAAAGUGAAAUUAUCAAAUUGAGCUUAAGUUUCGUCCCUGAGCUACCAAAAAAGCUAUUUGAUAUGAUUGUAAGACAUGGAUACGAUCCGAAGGUACCUCAUGAAUUGAAGAAGUUUUUACAUGAAAAGAAGAGUAGAGCGUAGGUUUUGUACAUUAGUGUUUAUCUGAUCAUUAAUAAUAAUAUACACAUUUUGUUACUUACUGAGCAUGAUUGUUUUGUUGAAGUCAUCGACGUCAAAGUAUGAGCAAAGAACUGUCCUGUCGUUAUACAUUCUUCCUGCUAAUCCCAAAAUAGCUUUGAAUGCUGAGUCUUCAUUUGAAAACUCGACAAAUAUUCUUCCCAACCCAGGAGUGGAAGAUUCAGUUAAGCCGGGAGUAAAAUCAUUAGCUGGUCUUGGAAUCUUAACCCUUAUCACUUCACCAAACUUCUUCACUUCUUGUUCGACGUCGCUACUGAUAAACCCGUAUGUCUCAUCAUCUUUGAGAUCCUUGGUAGUUACAGCAUUGAUUAUCUGAAUGACUUUCAGCUUUCUGUUAUCUCUUACAACUUCAGAAACUAUGUUGGGGUUGUUAUCUGUGACUGUAGUGGAUAUUAACUGAUUCUUCACGAAACUCUGUAGUGAUGCCAUGUUACUUGGCUGUUCUUGUAUACUAGUUUGAUUUGGUACAAUACAAGCAAAAUCAGCCUUGGAAAAUAUUGAUGAACCCUGCGUUAGGUUCAAAAGCACUUGCUGAACAACUGUAAUAGCCGAAGUUGGAUCAUAACUUUGCAACUGGAAGUUCGCAAAAGCUAUUCCCAUUGAUUCCUUGUUAUACUUUUCCUUCAAAAACUGGAAUUGUUUGAUGGGAAUAUGUUCUUCGAUCGACUUUCUGACUUCGUCCUCUUCGUGCUCAGUCCCAAAAUGGAGUGCCACUUUAUAGGCACAGUCAGGUACGUUUGAGU